ACUCGGCAAUCUUCAAGGGGCGCGUGGAACCGGCGACGGACAAGCAGCAAGGCAACGGUGUGCAGAAGAGCUCUAUGAACGCGCACGUCUAAGCCCAAGCAAGAAUGAGAGACGACGAUAUACAGCUGCGCCCUUCCUUAUCGCCUCGCCGCCCGCGCGGAGCCAUCACCGACAACCAAGGGGACGAUGGCCACAUCACGUCGCCACCGUCGUCAAUUGCCGCCCUCGACGAGAAGCAGCCGCAUGAGCGACUACGCCUCGGCCGCAUCCGAGAAGCGCCCAGAGGCGCCACGCAUGCCAUCACGCCCAAGGCGCCGACCCGCCCGCGCGGCAACUCGCUCGACAGCGCCAAGCCCGAACUCGACGACGAGAACGACGACGAUGCGCCGUCCAUCGUCGCCCAUGAGCGGCAGCGGUACGGUCGUCCAUUGCGCUUGUCAGGCGAGAAGGCAGUGCCCGCGCUCACUGCGUCGCUCUCACCACUGGCGCUUCUCUCGCCGUUUACGACCAAGCUCGACUUGCAGCUCUCCAAGUCGCCGGUGUUUCGCAAGGCGACGUCAUUGCCGUGGCACCGGUCGCGCAUCGAGUGGAAGAAGGGCGAGCUCAUCGGCGAGGGCACGUUUGGCAAGGUCUAUAAAGGCCUCAACUGCAAGACGGGCGAGCUCUUUGCGGUCAAAGCCAUCGAUCUCGGUAUCGGGACCGAUGACGACGACGACAAGAAAAAAUUGGCCAAACUCGGCGAAGAGAUCGCCGUCAUGAAGGAGCUACAGCACGUGCACAUUGUGCGCUAUCAAGGCACGGACCGCGACGACUUGCAUUUCUACAUCUUUAUGGAGUACGUCCCGAACGGAUCGAUCGCAAGCAUGUUGGCGCAGUUUGGGGUCUUUGGUGUCGAAAUGAUCCAGAAAUUCACGCGCCAAAUCCUCGAGGGGGUCGCGUACCUCCACAGCAAAGGCAUCAUCCACCGCGACAUCAAAGGGGCCAAUGUCUUGGUCAAUGAGCAUGGACAAGCCAAGCUCGCCGACUUUGGCUGCUCCAAGCAAGUGCCAUCCACGACGACGACCGACAGCUUGGAGGAGAGCUUGCGGUCGAUCCGCGGGUCGGUGCCAUGGAUGGCGCCCGAAGUGGUUCAGCAAACGGGCCACGACUGCAAGGCCGACAUCUGGAGCGUCGGUGCGACCGUGCUCGAGAUGGCCACCGCGCACCACCCGUGGCCCGCGAAUACGAACCACUUGUCGGUCAUGUACCACUUGGCGGUCAAGCCGUCGAGUCCGCCGAUUCCUGCCGACUUGCCGCCACUGGCCAAAGCGUUUUUGGCGCGCUGCUUUUGCAUCGACGCGCGGGAGCGCGCGACAGCGAUCGAGCUGCUCGCCCAUCCGUUCUUGCGCUGAGAUGGCAUUCAAGGUUGCCACAGACUGCGCAGACGAUAUUUAACAGUGGUCGUCCGUAAAAAUUAGUUCAUACACAAGUAGUACGUGGA
Saprolegnia parasitica CBS 223.65 is the source of this 1480-nucleotide messenger RNA. Its product is annotated as ste/ste11/ste11-unclassified protein kinase. Gene Ontology annotation, biological process: protein phosphorylation. Gene Ontology annotation, molecular function: ATP binding; protein kinase activity. Lineage: Eukaryota; Oomycota; Saprolegniomycetes; Saprolegniales; Saprolegniaceae. The record is from RefSeq and is a predicted model, not a curated record. Bases 105 to 1391 code for a protein of 428 amino acids. The transcript is spliced from 5 exons.